AUUUCUACAAGUCUAGUUCCCAUACUCGCCACUGCAAGUGCUCGUUUACCUUGUGAUGGCUGUCAUGUGAUGGGUAAUUUUCUCGGUCGUCAGAAGUGGUGAUUGCAUAUUGGGUGGAUUUGUAAGCCAACGAUACGGAUAAACACACACAAAAUGAGAGCUUUAUUGGGAUAUACAUUCUCUGGCACAGCCUUGAUAACUUGCACCGUCCUGACCCUCUACUAUGUCUUGACGGGAAAAGGCGAACAAGUCAGCGUAGGAUGGUUCCUGGGUAACACAUCGCCCUAUAUGUGGGCCUGCCUUGGUAUCGGAUUGUCAGUUGCACUUUCCGUAGUUGGCGCUGCCCUUGGAAUCCACACGACAGGAGCUAGUAUCGUUGGCGGAGGCGUCAAGGCUCCUAGGAUCAAGACUAAGAAUCUUAUCUCAGUCAUUUUCUGCGAGGCUGUGGCAAUCUACGGACUGAUUACAGCCAUCGUCCUGUCGGGAUUGCUGGACAGCUACAAUUCUAAGGAUGUGGAGUUGGUAUACAGAAUUCUGGAAAUCAACUGGACAGCUGGAUAUGUGCUCUUCGGUGCUGGUGUUGCUGUUGGUUUGGUCAACUUGUUCUGCGGUAUCGCGGUGGGUAUUGUGGGCUCUGGGGCUGCCUUGUCGGACGCCGCCAAUCCUGCUCUGUUCGUAAAGAUUCUGAUCGUUGAAAUUUUCGGUUCGGCUAUUGGCCUUUUCGGUCUAAUUGUGGGCAUUUACAUGACGUCUAAAGUCAAGAUGGGCGACAAAGUCGUAUCCUAAUUGGCCUCCGUCAGUAGCUCUAUCUGUAAUUUUAACGUACAUAGUUUUUCGUGUUGAAUCAUUCCACAUAUACACAUCAAAUCACGAACAAGUUUCGAAGAGAGAAUAAGAAGGUAACAUCUAAGAGAAAAGUCCGACUGUGACACGACGAAGCGAGCAACAUCAGAGAAGGUUUUAGGCGUAAGAUUUUGUUGAUUUCUUUUUUUUUUUGUUGUCCUAAAAUGUUUAAGAUAUAGGAAGCUGUCAAAAGCUCGCAAAUUUAUUACCAAAUCCGCUGGUGCGGCCGUCUACCCAUUUUCCUUAAUAUUUCAUUAACCAUACGACUACCGAGCGCUUUAUAUGAUGGAGCGUGUGUAGCGAAAUUAUUUGAACAUAAUGCAGUUUUUCGUUUGCCUUUUCGACGAGUGAUAUAUUUCAUUUAAGUAUUAUAAACUUAUAAACCGUUGUUCAAAUAAAUGUAGAAAUAUCUGA
Hermetia illucens (black soldier fly) is the source of this 1257-nucleotide messenger RNA. It is a transcript of the gene VhaPPA1-1, whose product is annotated as V-type proton ATPase 21 kDa proteolipid subunit. Gene Ontology annotation, molecular function: proton-transporting ATPase activity, rotational mechanism. The transcript has 2 exons. Gene Ontology annotation, cellular component: proton-transporting V-type ATPase, V0 domain. Gene Ontology annotation, biological process: proton transmembrane transport. The record is from RefSeq and is a predicted model, not a curated record. NCBI's taxonomy places the organism in Eukaryota, Metazoa, Arthropoda, Insecta, Diptera, Stratiomyidae. Bases 154 to 786 code for a protein of 210 amino acids.